ACAGCACAGUCUUGCUCACGCUGAAAAUGAUCGCUUCGUUAGUUCAUGAAAGGCACUGUGGCGACUAACCUUCUUUCGUAUUUUGUCCGGGGAAAUGGAUGCAAGCCGGGUCACCUCCUUGUCGUUUUUGUAUAAAAUGAUCCUAUUUAUUCACUUUGUGCUCCAGAUCUGAUGAUAGCCUCUCAGGCUGUGAAUAAUAAUUUCAUCAAGGAGCAGAAAAAACUAAUGCAGAUACCAUGUUUGUGCAGCAGUGCCACGUGCUUGCUGUGCAGAUGUUGCCCCAACAGCAAGAACUCUACAGUUACCCGCCUUAUUUACGCUUUUAUUUUGCUGCUUGGGACCGUGGUUUCCUGCAUCAUGCUGGCUCCGGGGAUUGAGCAGCAACUAAAAAAGAUACCAGGAUUCUGUGAAGGGGGUAGUGGAACGCAGAUCCCAACGGUAGAUGGCUUUGCGAACUGUGAUGUCUUUGUGGGCUAUAAGGCCGUGUAUCGGAUGUGUUUUGGACUGGCCAUUUCCUUCUUUGCCUUCUCUCUGCUUAUGCUUAAUGUUAAAAAUAGCAGAGAUCCUAGAGCUGCCAUUCAUAAUGGGUUCUGGUUCUUUAAGAUUGCUGCCAUUAUUGCUGUAACAGUCGGUGCCUUUUAUAUCCCAGAGGGCCCCUUCACUCGAGCCUGGUUUGUCAUAGGCACUUUUGGUGCCUUUUGCUUUAUCCUUAUACAACUGGUACUCUUGGUGGAUUUUGCCCAUUCCUGGAAUGAGUCCUGGGUUGAAAAGAUGGAAGAAGGAAAUUCGCGCUGUUGGUAUGCAGCCUUACUGUCAGCCACUGGGUUAAACUACAUCCUGUCCAUUGUGGCCAUUGUCCUUUUCUAUGUAUUUUACACCAAACCUGAGGGUUGUAUUGAAAACAAGUUUUUCAUCAGUUUCAACAUGCUUUUCUGCAUUGCUGCCUCUAUCACCUCUGUCCUGCCUAAAGUUCAGGAGGCUCAGCCUCGCUCAGGCCUGUUGCAGUCUUCCCUCAUCACUCUCUAUACAAUGUACCUUACAUGGUCAGCAAUGACAAAUGAACCUGAUCGGAGUUGUAACCCAAGUCUGCUUAGUAUUAUUGAGCAGAUUGCUGCUCCAACACUGGUGCCUGCAAACAGGACUGUAGUGAUUACUGGUGAUGAAACUCCAGCCCCUCAUCCGUCAUUGCAGUGGUGGGAUGCCCAGAGCAUUGUCGGGCUUGUCAUCUUUAUCCUGUGCAUCCUGUUAUCAAGCAUCCGCUCCUCCAACAACUCCCAAGUGAACAAGCUGACCCUGUCCACAAACGACUCUGUGAUGCUGGAUGACACUGCGGCAGGGGGCAGCAGAGAUCUGGAGAAUGGGAAUGGACCAAGGCGUGUUGAAGACAAUGAGAGAGAUGCGGUUCAGUAUAGCUACUCCUUCUUCCACUUCAUGCUAUCCCUGGCUUCACUGUACAUCAUGAUGACUCUCACCAACUGGUAUAGCCCAGAUGCAGACUAUAAGACCAUGACCAGCAAGUGGCCUGCAGUGUGGGUGAAGAUGACGUCCAGUUGGGUCUGUCUGGUCCUGUACGUUUGGACCCUGAUUGCCCCAGUCGUUCUCACCAAUAGGGAAUUCAACUAGUUCCAUCUUUCUUCACAAAGCACAUUCUCAAUACAGUCCUUUCUUCCGUAACCAAAUUUGUAUAAUUUGUUUUCCCCUUGUAGGUUCUAAAAUGUUGUCAAUGUUGUUUUUAGUUGACUUGUUAAAACAUCAUUCCAUCACUGCUAUUCAAAAUGCUGUUGCUUGUGGGUAUGUAAAAAAAUGUUUGUCUGAAUGCAUUAUAUAAAGUAUGCUUCCCUGUAGUCCUGAGACCUGCUCCAAUUACCUUCACUCUUAUACGUUAAUAGGUCUAAGAGCAGCAGCAUUAUUUUUUAAUUUAAACCAACAGUGCACUGAGCAUUCUAUAAGGACUGUCUUUAAGUUAAUGUCUUUUAGACAUUUAUUUUUAAUGCACUUUAUGCUAAUCAUUGUAUACUUCUAUUUCUUGAUUUGUGCUUUCUUAAUUAAGCUUGAAAAUUAUUACUUUUACAAAAAUUGAAGCUCAGCAAAGAAAAAAUAAUUUAUAGUCAAGUGCUACAGAAUUGCAAUAUAAGAUGCUUUUGCCAAAUGUGUAAAAUAUUAGUGUUUUUUUAAUCUUAAUGAAGUUAGGUUGGCGGGCUGAUAAAACUGUGUAAGCCUAGCUGUAGAUCAUUGAACAAAGCAAUGUAUUUGUGUUGUAUGGCUUCGCACUAUAAAAUAAAACAUUUAUCAGGUU
This is a messenger RNA of Polyodon spathula (Mississippi paddlefish), 2296 nucleotides long. RefSeq names its product serine incorporator 1-like. The transcript is spliced from 10 exons. Bases 172 to 1623 code for a protein of 483 amino acids. The record is from RefSeq and is a predicted model, not a curated record. NCBI's taxonomy places the organism in Eukaryota, Metazoa, Chordata, Actinopteri, Acipenseriformes, Polyodontidae. Gene Ontology annotation, cellular component: membrane.